Artibeus jamaicensis (Jamaican fruit-eating bat) is the source of this 1314-nucleotide messenger RNA. RefSeq names its product HAUS augmin like complex subunit 7 (gene HAUS7). Gene Ontology annotation, biological process: spindle assembly; centrosome cycle. Gene Ontology annotation, molecular function: microtubule minus-end binding. Bases 22 to 1188 code for a protein of 388 amino acids. The transcript has 10 exons. The record is from RefSeq and is a predicted model, not a curated record. NCBI's taxonomy places the organism in Eukaryota, Metazoa, Chordata, Mammalia, Chiroptera, Phyllostomidae. Gene Ontology annotation, cellular component: HAUS complex.
GCGUGGCUCGGAGCGGGAAACAUGGCCGGGCCGGGUGCUGGCGAAGGCUGCUCCCGCUACGAGGAUGAGAGGGACGACGGCGUGUUCCGGGCGGCUGUGGCGGUGUUUGCAAAGCUGAAGGACCUCAACUGCCCCUUCCUCAACGGUCUUUAUCUCACAGAUCCAAAGACCAUCCAGGAACUGCUGUGUAGCCCGUCAAAGUACCGCUUGGAUAUCCUGGAGUGGAUGUGUAUACGGGCCUGUCCUUCCAGUCAAGACAGGUUCAGCUUGCUGAAGGGGGCCUCCACUGAGCUGAAGAUCCAAGAGAUGGUGAAACUGUGCCAUGAGCUGAUGCUGUGUGGGCCGGAUGACCAGGAGCUCCUGAAGGGCUGGGCCUGCGCCCAGAAGCAACUGCACUUCAUGGACCAGCUGCUGGACAUGAUCCAGAGCCUGACCAUCGGAUAUUCUAGCUUCGCCAGUGUGCAGGGGCAGUUCGAGGACACUUUGGAGAAGAACGAGGAGCUGCUCGGAGAACUGUACUCCGGCUCCCAGCUGCAGACAAUCCUGACCCCUGAGUGUGACCCAGGGCUCCUGGACAUGCAGCCCCCUGACAAGCAAGGUGAUGACCGGCAGAGGGUCAACUCCCCUGUGGAGUUGGACAAGGAGAAGGUGAUAGAGCUGGCCAGGCUGCUGCAGGAGAGCGUGGUCAAGCUGCAGUCACUGCGGACAGAGUGCUUUCUGCAGCACAAGCAGGGGGCCGCUGUAAGCAGGGUCGACACCAGCACCCUGGACCAGAAGCUGCGCCUGGUCAUCUCUGACUUCUACCAGCUCGUCAUAGCUUUCCUCCAAGUCUACGAUGAUGAGCUGGGUGAGCACUGCCAGCGCCCAGGCCCCUACGUCCACCCGUGCGGCCCCAUCGUCCAGGCUGUGUACCAGACUCUGACCUCGUGUCGUCAACUGUUGAUAGCAGUGAUGGAGCUCACUGACGUCUCGGCAAGUGCUGUAGGCAUGGCGCAGCGGCAGCAGGCUGAGCAGAUCUGUUGGAGCAGCAACAACUCUGUGAUGAGUCUGGUCACCAAAAUGGAAGAACUAACCCAGAAAUACAAGCUCUUCAGUGACACUCUGCAGAAAGGCCAGAAGGAGUCUGGGAGCAGGAAGCUGUGCCCUGAACAGCUAGGUGGCCAGGCAGGACCGAGCCAUCUGCAGUAGAAGUCGUUACAGGCCCCAUGUUUUCCAGGCACAGUCUCCAGAUGCCUGAGCCUUCAGCUCCUUGGAGAGAGAAGGAGGAAGGGCAGAGGUUAGGCAGGGUGGUAUGAGCUGGAAAAAAAAAUAAAA